AUGUCUCCUUCUACUUUAAAAGUUGUUCUUUCACUCAUCAUUUACACUUUUACCCUUGUGAACCUAACAAGGGCCGGUGACCCAGAUAUACUAACCGACUUCAUAAGCCCAUUAACUGGCCCAGUUGAUUCAAACUUUUUCACCUAUACCGGCUUUCGUGUCCUUGUUGGACCACAAAGCGCAAAUCCACCACCAUUCAAAGUAUUAAAAGCAAGUUUGGUAGAAUUUCCAUCAUUAAAUGGACAAAGUGUGUCAUAUGCCGCUCUUCAAUUCCAACCUAAAAGCAUAAAUCCACCACACAUACAUCCGCGUUCAGCUGAACUACUCUUUGUUGUUCAAGGUUCACUUCAAGUUGGACUUAUUGACACAACUAAUAAACUCUUCACACAAAAUCUUCAAAUUGGUGACUUGUUUAUUUUUCCUAAGGGUCUUGUUCAUUUUCAACAUAAUGUUGAUGAGAAGGUUCCUGCUCUUGCUAUAUCUGCCUUUGGUAGUGCUAAUGCUGGCACUAUUUCACUUCCUAGUACAUUGUUUAAUACCUCUAUUGAUAACAAUGUUUUGGCUUUGGCUUUCAAGACUGAUGUUUCCACCAUUCAAAAUUUGAAAAAAGGUUUUGCUACCUAUGGGUAG
Trifolium pratense (red clover) is the source of this 630-nucleotide messenger RNA. RefSeq names its product putative germin-like protein 9-2. The transcript has a single exon. Gene Ontology annotation, molecular function: manganese ion binding. Lineage: Eukaryota; Viridiplantae; Streptophyta; Magnoliopsida; Fabales; Fabaceae. The record is from RefSeq and is a predicted model, not a curated record. Gene Ontology annotation, cellular component: cell wall. Bases 1 to 630 code for a protein of 209 amino acids.